Portunus trituberculatus (swimming crab) is the source of this 1703-nucleotide messenger RNA. RefSeq lists its product as uncharacterized. Lineage: Eukaryota; Metazoa; Arthropoda; Malacostraca; Decapoda; Portunidae. The coding region runs from base 339 to 1703 and encodes 454 amino acids. The transcript is spliced from 4 exons. The record is from RefSeq and is a predicted model, not a curated record.
UCAGGUGUUCCUUUACUAGAAUUGCCGAGCCGUCGUUUGCUUCUCCGCUGGAAUUUAUAAGUUUUUCCAGGUGUGUUCCGAGCUACUGCAUUCAGAGCACACCGUGUGGUCUUUUGGUAAAGGGCAGUUAUUGGUGGUGUGUUCCUCAAGAGAGUAGCACCUCAUACAGGUGAGGAUUGGAAAAAAGUCAUCUAUUUUGAUAUUGUGUGAAGGAAUGCUCAUAUGGAAAGCGAGCAUUCCUCUAUCUGUGGCCAGAAAACGACCAGACACUGAACACCAUCCGCUCAACAUCGACCUUGGAAGGGAGGACGGUAAAUCUCGCGAUCCUGGAACCCCGCAUGAAAACAACGAAAGGUGUUCUGAUGGGCUUCCCCCUGGGGCUUCCAGUGAGCAUCAUCUCCCAGCAACCGAAGGUAGUCACUGCCACCCGCUGCACCUACAGGGAUCAGGAAACGAGGCAAGUGAUCAUAGAGUGCGACGGUCCCCUCCCCGGACACCUGGAUCUACAGAUAUGGGGAACUUUUUACAUACGCCCCUACACCCCGGAACCUCUCAGGUGCUACCAGUGCCAGGCUUUCGGCCACGGUCGGAGCCAGUGCAAGAACAGUCCUCGCUGCGGCAUCUGCGGCAGCGAUCACGACACGAACCAAUGUCUCCAGCGCUUCAAGGCAAAGGAAACCGUGACGAACAAGUGCCCGAACUGCGGAGGGAGUCACCACGCUUGGAACAAAGCCUGCCCAGAAAGGCGCCGCAAGAUUCAAGAGGGAAUCAACACCCAGAUAGACUGGGUUCAGAAACAUUGUCAGGCUCCUCCAGGAACCUUUGUCUGGGGUACUCAGAGGAACGCCGACCUGCGUGCUCCUCCGCAACAAUUGAAUGCAGCAGACUUCCCGGUCCUGCAAACCAGCAACCACCAAGCCUCUCUUCCAGCACCACGAGCUCCCGCUCCCGCAUCUCCAUCAGCCCGGCCUCCACCGUCACAAGAACCGACAAUCACUCUCACCACGACAUCUCUGAAAAGCCUCCUCACCGACUUCGCCAUGUCCCUGUCCCAAAUCCUGAAACAAGACAUAGAUCAAGACAAACUCGUCGCGGCCGUGACCAGCGCAGUCAGAAACCACACCACAGUGCCACAAGCAGAUCCCCAGACUACCACACCCUCCACCAAGCCAAAGAAGCACACAGCAUCACCAGAAACGACAACCUCGCCCACUCGCCCGCACCGACAAUCCAGCAACCAGCAGCACCAUCAAGCCCUCCACAACCAGCAACAAAGACCAGGACUCAGGAAUGGCAAUGGAUGUGUCAACCGACAACAGCAAGAUGCCAUCGAGCCACGACAACCCCAGCUACCAGACACAGGAAACCACCACACUCCCCUCGAGCAACACGGUUCCCGUCCGCUGCGCAUCUUGCAAUGGAACAUCCAAGGUGCCAAAUUGAAGCUUCACCUCCUCCAGGAAGCAGCCAAAACAGACCUGGUUGAUGUUUUCCUUCUACAAGAAACACUUACCACAGAAGACCAUCAGCUUCGUCUCAGGAGAUACAACACCUACAGCAUCCCCCGAAUACCAGGAGUGACGAGUCAAUGUUUGUGGUAUCAUCUGGCUGCAGAUCAAAGCUUCAUCAAUGUGAUGUCUCACCCGCUUGAGCUGCCUUGGAACGUGCCCAUGGUCACACACUAUGCAGAAUAUGGCCCCUGA